AGUGACAGACGAGCUGGACCGCAAUCCGAAAUGGGCGCGCGCGUGACCCGAGACAUCCCCUACGACUCUUUGGGUGGGUCGUUCCCUGUCUCUACCCGUCAAAACCCCUUCAAACCCAAGGAUGGUCUGAGCGCACGGCCAUGUGCCGCCUCCUUUACUGCCCCGCUUCUCUUCCAUCCCAGCACCAGGGGCUGCCACAUCUGCUUGGACCCUGAAGAGCGAACUGCCACGAGACAGGCCAGCUUCUGCAAUGCCAUCACCUUUAGCCAUCGGCCUGUGGCGCUGUGCGAGCAGGUGCGCCUCAAGAUCACAAAGAACCAGAGCUGCUGGAGUGGAGCCGCACGCCUGGGCUUCUCAGCCAAAGACCCAUGCCUCUUGGACCCCUGCAGUCUGCCCCGAUACUCCUGCCCGGACCUGGUAGCGCAGAGUGGCUUUUGGGCCAAGGCGCUACCCGAGGAACUGGCCGACGAGGGGAACAUUGUGGCCUUCUGGGUGGAUGGGAAGGGUCGCGUCUUCUGUUGCGUGAACGAUGCUGCGAUUGCUCUCUUCUUCAGCGGGGUGGACACCGCAAAGCCGCUGUGGGCUCUUGUCGACGUGUACGGCUUGACUCGUGCUGUGCAGCUGCUGGGUGAGUCCAGUAGGAUGGUGUACCACCUGCGUGUAGCACUGAGCGCGCCAGACCCCACGCUAGCGCCAGACUACCCGCCGGCACGUUGCUCCCAGCCGGGGGCGCCUCCACAGCCAGCCUUCACCACAGUGUGUCCCGUGUCCCAGAACUGCUUCAACCUGGAGCAGUCCCGGCUCCUGCCUGCACAGCUGCACAGCGACCUGCAGCUCCAAGCACUCUGCGGGACACGGCCUCGGCCGCAGGACGGCAGGACCCUGGCAUUCACCAGCCGCCCGCUCCGUGCCCAAGAGACCAUCUUCAUCACGGUGGCCAAGCUGAGUCCUGCCUACUGCAGCAUGCUCACCUGCGGUGUGACAUGCUGCGACCCCAGAAGCCUCCAGCCCAGCGACCUGCCCCACUUCCCCGAGUCCCUGGUGGACCGCAACGAGUUCUGGGCCAUGAGAAGCGUGCCCAUCCCCCUGCACAGCAGUGACAUUCUCCAUCUUCUGGUGGACCCUGCAGGAAGGCUUCUUGUGAGCCAUAAUGGCGUUGAUGUCGGGGGGUCAGUAGAGGUCUACACAGACCCCUCACGGCCCCUGUGGAUGUUCUUCUUUCUGCACGGGCCCCUCUCACAGCUCCAGAUCCUGGGAUCAGCAGAACUACCUCAACAAGACCCACUGGCCCUUGGCGCACACCCCAGCUCCUCCUCCUCCUCCUCCACCCCCUGCAACUCUGAACCCCCCCUCUACGCCAGUCGUCCAGGAACCUUGGGAAGAUUCCCAGACACAUCUCGAAGCUUUCCCAUCAUUUUGCCAAAGCUCGUCCCAUCAUGUCCUGCUUCCUCAAGGGAGGAAUGCACCAUCUGCUGUGAGAACCUGGUGGACACGGUGAUCUACACUUGUGGGCAUAUGUGCCUUUGCUACCCGUGUGGCAUAAAGCUGAAGAGUAUGUCCAGAGCCUGCUGCCCCAUAUGCAGGAGGUCUAUCAGAGACAUCAUCAAGACCUACAGCUGCUUGUAG
This is a messenger RNA of Scleropages formosus (Asian bonytongue), 1626 nucleotides long. RefSeq names its product E3 ubiquitin-protein ligase NEURL1-like. Lineage: Eukaryota; Metazoa; Chordata; Actinopteri; Osteoglossiformes; Osteoglossidae. Gene Ontology annotation, biological process: negative regulation of Notch signaling pathway. The record is from RefSeq and is a predicted model, not a curated record. The coding region runs from base 31 to 1626 and encodes 531 amino acids. The transcript has 6 exons. Gene Ontology annotation, molecular function: ubiquitin protein ligase activity. Gene Ontology annotation, cellular component: postsynaptic density; plasma membrane.